Molecule: messenger RNA, 7923 nt
Organism: Microtus oregoni (creeping vole)
Lineage: Eukaryota; Metazoa; Chordata; Mammalia; Rodentia; Cricetidae
Gene: Strn
Product: striatin
Exons: 19
Coding region: 122-2551 (809 amino acids)
Cellular component (GO): dendrite
Molecular function (GO): protein phosphatase 2A binding; armadillo repeat domain binding; protein-containing complex binding
Source: RefSeq, a predicted model, not a curated record
UGCUCCCUGCUGACUGGGGUGUGGGCGGGGAGCGGCGGAGGGAGGAGGCAGAGCUGGCCGCCGCAGUUUGCCGCCGCUGCUGGGCGCCUAGGCAGAGCUCCCCGGGGUUCGUGCGGGCGCCAUGGACGAGCAGGCGGGGCCCGGCGUCUUCUUCAGCAACAACCACCCAGGUGCUGGCGGUGCUAAGGGACUCGGGCCUCUGGCGGAGGCUGCAGCGGCCGGAGACGGGGCGGCUGCGGCGGGGGCGGCCCGAGCUCAGUACAGCCUCCCCGGGAUCUUGCACUUCCUGCAGCACGAAUGGGCCCGCUUCGAGGUGGAGAGAGCCCAGUGGGAGGUGGAGCGGGCGGAGCUGCAGGCCCAGAUUGCCUUCCUUCAGGGGGAGAGGAAAGGUCAAGAAAAUCUGAAGAAAGAUCUAGUGAGGAGGAUCAAAAUGUUGGAAUAUGCCCUGAAGCAGGAAAGAGCCAAAUACCACAAGUUGAAAUACGGGACAGAACUGAAUCAGGGGGACAUGAAGCCUCCAAGCUAUGAUUCUGAUGAAGGCAAUGAAACAGAGGCGCAGCCGCAGCCCAACAGUCAGUUGAUGUGGAAACAAGGCCGCCAGCUCCUCAGACAGUAUCUCCAGGAGGUUGGCUACACAGAUACUAUUCUAGAUGUGAAAUCCAAAAGAGUGCGAGCAUUGUUGGGCUUUUCAAGUGAUGUCACUGACAGGGAAGAUGACAAAAACCAGGACUUGGCUAUAAAUGGCACAGAGGCUGAAGUUAAGGAGACAGCAAUGAUUGGAAAAUCCGAGUUAACGGAUUCUGCUUCUGUGCUGGACAACUUCAAAUUCCUUGAAAAUGCAGCUGCAGAUUUCAGUGAUGAAGAUGAGGACGAAGACAUUGAUGGAAGAGAGAAAAGUGUCAUUGAUACUUCAACAAUUGUUCGGAAGAAAGCAUUGCCUGACACCAGUGAAGAUGGAGACACUAAGGAAGCUCUGAAGGAGUUCGACUUCCUUGCCACAGCAGAGGACGGAGACAGCGAAUCUAGAAGUGCAGGCGAUGGAACAGACUGGGAAAAGGAAGAUCAGUGUCUCGUGCCUGAAGCCUGGAAUGUGGACCAGGGAGUAAUUACCAAACUGAAGGAACAGUACAAAAAGGAGAGAAAGGGGAAGAAAGGGGUGAAGAGAAAAACUACCGAAGAUCUGUUUCAGCCUCUAUCCUAUAUAAAACAGUCAAAACAGGGAUGUGGGAGAAUGAAGAAUCAAAGCCCAGGGCCCAAUAGGUCAAAACUACAAGAUAUGCUUGCUAAUUUGAGAGAUGUUGAUGAACUUCCCUCAUUGCAGCCAUCUGUUGGCUCCCCUUCCAGACCCAGCAGCUCCAGGCUUCCUGAGCAGGAGAUCAGCAGGGCCGAUGAAGUGGAAGCACUGACAUUUCCGCCUUCUUCUGGGAAGUCAUUUAUCAUGGGAGCAGAUGAAGCCCUUGAAAGUGAACUGGGGCUUGGAGAAUUGGCAGGCCUUACAGUGGCCAAUGAAGCAGACUCAUUAGCUUAUGAUAUAGCAAAUAAUAAAGAUGCCUUGAGGAAGACUUGGAACCCUAAGUUUACAUUAAGAAGUCACUUUGAUGGCAUCCGAGCCCUUGCUUUCCACCCCACCGAGCCUGUUUUAAUAACAGCGUCAGAAGACCAUACACUGAAAAUGUGGAAUCUGCAGAAAACAGCCCCAGCCAAAAAGAGCACUUCUCUCGAUGUGGAGCCUAUCUAUACGUUUAGGGCUCACAAAGGUCCGGUACUGUGUGUGGUGAUGAGUAGCAAUGGUGAGCAGUGUUACAGUGGGGGUACGGAUGGUCUGAUUCAGGGCUGGAACACCACCAACCCCAACAUCGAUCCCUACGACUCUUAUGAUCCUUCUGUUCUGAGAGGCCCUCUGCUGGGCCACACAGAUGCCGUGUGGGGGCUGGCCUACAGUGCGGCACACCAGCGCCUGUUGUCCUGUUCAGCAGAUGGCACUCUUCGUUUAUGGAACACAACCGAGGCUGCUCCAGCACUGAGUGUGUUUAAUGAUAACCAAGAACUGGGAAUCCCUGCUUCUGUGGAUCUAGUGAGCAGUGACCCGAGCCAUAUGGUGGCAUCAUUCAGCAAAGGAUAUACAAGCAUCUUUAACAUGGAAACACAGCAGCGAAUUCUCACUUUAGAAUCCAAUAUAGAUUCAACAGCCAAUUCUUCCUGCCAAAUAAACAGAGUCAUCAGCCAUCCCACUCUCCCGAUCAGCAUCACUGCUCACGAAGACAGGCACAUCAAGUUCUAUGAUAACAAUACAGGCAAACUGAUCCACUCGAUGGUAGCCCACCUAGAAGCGGUUACAAGUUUGGCAGUUGAUCCAAAUGGCCUGUACUUGAUGUCUGGCAGUCAUGACUGUUCAAUACGCUUAUGGAAUUUAGAAAGUAAGACAUGUAUCCAAGAGUUCACAGCUCAUCGGAAAAAAUUUGAAGAAUCGAUCCAUGAUGUAGCAUUCCAUCCUUCCAAAUGCUAUAUAGCCAGUGCUGGAGCCGAUGCCCUGGCUAAGGUCUUCGUAUGAUGUGACUCAUCAGCUUCACCUUCUAGCUCUUUAUUAGUCAACUGCACAACAGAGAUACAGAAGACCAGGGCAAGCACCAAACGCAUCCUGCCCUUUUGUUCUGCUGAAGGAGCACAGAGAACAUUUGUUAAAGUAUAGUUUUGCAAUUUGUGAACUGUUUUCUAAAAUUAAGGUUUGUUCAGGUUGCUGCAAGCUCAGCUGAAUCUGUGAGCCUGAAAACUUUCAAACUCCCCCCAAAGAGGCACUUUCAUUUCUGGGUUGUUCUCGUUUGCUAGGCAGGCCUGAGCGAAACGGGUUUAGCAUCUCCCUUCCUGAGUGAACAGGGCCUGCUCUGCUGGGUAGUUAACAGUUCUUUGGCUGAGAACGCAGAGCAGGAGCUUAGAUAGACUCUACCCCAGACACCUGCUACACAGGCUAAGUAGUCACACUGUGCUGUAUCUGCUCUACUAACCCCAUUGUGUAAUGACCAGACAGUGUUCAAGUGAGUUUCUAACAUAGUUCUCCUUUCAGCUGUUCUCAUAAAGCACGUGACAAAACAUUUCACCUAGUAGGAGGAAAAGAUGCAAUAAUAUGUUAAGAAUAUUAUUCAGAAAUGCUAAACAGAUACUUGGUUUGAAAGUAGAUGUGGUACCAUUCUAAAGUCUAGCUGUCAAGCACCCAUUACGAACAGCAGUUAAUAGGGUCGGCGUUUACUAAAGUGUUUAACUUACCCAGGUUUGAGAUCCUGUUUAUUUUUAAGGGCAAACAGGGACUAUCUCUAUGAUAAUUUGUUUUAAAAGUUCACCUCAUUUGUGUGGUAUUUAUAGCACUAGAGUGAUUAUUUCAUGUUGACUGAAAAAGGAGGAAGCUAUUGAUUAGCACCCAUUUCUUGACAUCCAUGUAACUGGUUCAGAUAAUGCUCACUGUUUCCCUGCCUUUCACACUCAUGUUUUCUGACCGCUGCCAUGAGCAGUUUAUAGUUAUUAUGUUGCCUCGUCCAGAGCGCAUGGUUCUCAGGCAGCUGCUUUUGCAGCUCUAAUAGAACAGAGCACCUGAGUCCACCACCAGCGUCUCUGAGAACUUCAUGGAGGCCUAGAUGGAAGACGUUAUUGAUGCCUGUGAUGUCUGUGAGAGUCCUCCUCCUACCUUCACCUAUUCUUUAAUUGGAGCACACCUAUUAAUGAACAGUGAUUCAGUGCUCUAUCUAAUAAAGCCAUGUCUUCAAAUGGCAGAUUUCACAUUUAUGUGACCCAUAUGUAGUCAGCUUUUGGGAGACGCAGAAUCCUACUGACCUGCCUAGUGCCCUUCCGUGCAGACCUCCUUCCUGUAACUGUCGGGCACCCUUCAUGCCCUUCACAUUCCUCUGUGAAGUGACAGAGACCAAUAUAAAUAUUUAGAGUAAAUUAAUGUCCACCUUUUCACCAAAAUCUAUACAUCAUAGGCUCUAGGUCUUAAAAAUAUUAUACCUAUAAAUGUUCUAACCCGUUAUAAUGAUUCCAUUGCCAUAGCUGUGGCAUUUCUAGUGACCUAUUCUUUGAAGUAGCGUUCUCGUGGUGAUAUGGGUAAUGAUUGACUUAAAGUUUUUCUGCUCUAAAGGCAGAUGCCUUUAGAAUACUCUAGUGUGCAAGCAAGUUUUCAUUAACAUUAUAAGACCCAUGCUAAAUUUCCCUGGUUGUUCUCUAGACAUGCUAUAGUAUUUAACACAACUACAUUUUAUGUUUGUGCUUUGGUUAACAAACCUAAGAUAAAUUAAUAUACACGAGUGAACUGAAUUAAAUGCUUAUGUUUUAUCCAGAUACAAAAUUUUACACUGUGAUGGGUAAAUCUCUCCAUCCUUCACAAAAGGGUGUUCUAACCCGACAUUUGUAGACUGUUAGAAGGUUCCAGUUAAAAGCAGUGUAUUUAUGACCACAGUUACUUGUUUUCAUUGCUUCCCAAAGUCUGCAGUGUGUGUCUUACUCUUGUCACCAACAUUCUGGAAUCCAGGAGAGGCUGCCCUGGUCAUUCUGUGCCUCGUGAUUGGGUGGGAAACAAUCCUAAGAUAGACGAAGUGUAAUGCAAAUGCUAGGACUGCUGAAGGGUUUUAGGAAGUGUGCGUUGUGCAUUGAAAACUGUACAUAGAGAGAGUCUUCUAAACUAGCCCUGUUUGCUCUCAGCCUGGACAUGAGCCAAAGCUGUCUUCCAGCCGAUGGUAGCAUGGACAUUUGUCUGACUUUCCCCGUCCUAAUGAACAUUCACAAAAUGAAAAUUUCAAGAUUCAGAAUCACCGAAAUGCUUUCAUAAAUAUUUGCCGGAUUGUAAAUAUUCUGAGUCAGCUGUUUGGGGAUAGUAUGAAAAUCAGCAGGUGGGUUAGGCUCCUGCCUUAUUUUCAUGUGCUGUGGAUACGUCUCUGGGAGCUUCUAGGACCCUUCUCAAAACGCAGCUGCCACAUGGAGCUCAUUUGCUACUCAAACUAUAGACAAAUAAGUGAUAUAAUGACCUUCAGUAUUUUUCUAUUGAACAAAUUUAUCAAUUUUUGCCAUUAAACAGAUAAUUAGUUAUGCAAAGUAUUUAGCUUUUGUAAUCAUUUAGUUGUAACUAAAAGGGGAAAAUUGAGCUGUAUCACUGAUAAUGAACUUUGUGAGAAAUUAUUUGUUUAUCUAACUUCCAUUCCUUCAGUAUUCUUGCUAUAAAUUUCUUUUGGAGAUAAUGAUUCUUUAUUUGAAAGAUGUCUAAAAAUGUAUGUAUAUUUUAUAAAUAUAUAUUAUAUAUAUUAUAUGGAUAUAUAUAAUAUAUAGACUAUAUAUAUAUAUAUAUCUAAACCAUGGGUGCAUUUUACUGUUUGUGUUCUCCCGUUUGGAGGUCGUAUACUCAGAGGCUGAUGAGUAUGGCGAGUGUUGUGCUGUUUGCUUUCACAGUAUAAUAUAGAGCUCUAAGUGUUUAAAUUACUGUAUAUACUAUACUCACUAUAGGCUAGCAUGCUUGUUUUAAAGACUGUCAUUCUAGUUUAUUAAAAUCUGAAUGUAAGAAAACCUGGCUAUUCAAAUGUGAAUUGAAAAAAAUUCCAUUCUCAGUACUGAGCUGUUUCCAUUGAACAUUCAAGCUUUUCGACAAAAUGUGUCAUUGAGAAGGCAAUAGCUAGAAAGGAGAGGUGCCUUUAAAACCUUCAAAUGCAGCCUUACAGCGAGGGUGAAGACUGAAUCUGUGUUGGGGUGGGAGGGGGAAGAGAGAGCGUGUGUGUGCGCGUGUGUGCGCCAGUGUGCCAGUCUGUGAAGAUCCUGAUUUUGUGACAGUCAGUGUCUUUUAAUGUAACUGCUCAACUUCUAGGACUUCAAGGGACAUUUCAUGCAUAACCAUUGUGCUCUUUGGAGCACCUUAAAUGCUUUCCAAGCGUUUUGAAUGUGAAUUCCUAGAAAAUUCAGUAAAGAACAAAUAGCUGUUUUUGAAUUAAAAUCAACUUCCGAUAACAAAUUAUUGGUUCCCCAGAUUUACGGGAUUCUCACUGAUGUAAUUUUUUUUAAAGCUUGCUUCUUUUAGUACUUCGUACAUUUCCCCCUGUUCUCAAGAGUAUGCCAUGAAAUUCUUAUAUGAUGAGGAUCAGACUAGUAAAAAUCGUUUUUAGAUGAAACACUUGAACUAAUUACAAUCCCACCUAAGAAUAGUCUUGAAGAGCUUCAGUGGUCUCUCUCAUAUCUACCUCAUUGUCAUUGCUGCCGUUCUGAGUCGAACAAUGGCUGAUGCGGUUGGAACGUCUGUGCUGGUGCUGCUCCUGCUCUCGGGCUUGGUCCUCUCGGUGUGCUGUCACAGCGCAGGUGAAGCAUCCAGGAUUCCUGCUAGGAUUUUGCUUCUUCGUUUUGUUCUCCUCAAGGACGACUUAAAACACCACCAGUGUGCUUAGUAAGCGGAGAGAGUUAGUCAGACCUGGUUGUUCUGUGUAAUAUUUUAAACCAGGAAUCAAAUUGUUUUGAAUUUUCCUGAAACUCCAGGCACAGUAGCACACUGAGAGGUGGAGGCAAGAGGAUCUCAAGUUCAAGAUUAUCCUCAGUUAUAUAGGGAGUUCAAGGCCAGCCUGGGCUACAUGAACCCUUGUCUCAAAACAACAAAAAGUUUACCUGGAAAAAAAGUAUGAUUUUAUUUGGCUUACUUUAUUCUUUGAAAGUUAUUACCACACUCUUAGGUAUAUAAUUACUCACUUUACUGGCUUAGAAGUUGCCUCCAUGAUGGUGUUACCUGUUGGUUUAUAUUACAGUGCUCAGAGUGUUUGACACUGGGAUUCUGGUCAUACAAAAGUAAUAUCUGAUGAAGUUCAUUGUAUGCGUGUGUGCGUGUGUGUAUGUGUGUGUGUAAUGCAUCAUUUCCUAAAGUCAGAAAAUGAAUAUUUCUGUUUAGCAGGUAAAUGAUUUGAAUCAGUUUUGCCUUUGCCACUGGAAGCUUUGUAAUUGUCCUUAUCAAGCAUGUGUCUAGGUCUCCGUGUCAGUGGGAAGGACUCCACAUUGAACAAGUAUUUAACAGAACCUUUACAUCAGUUUUGUUGUUAGGUGUUUAAUUUCGAAAAGUUUUAUGUUAGACCAAAAGAGAUCUUUAGAUCCCAUUAUGUAUUCUAACAAUGUCUCUGAAGUGGUGCUGAGGAGUUUUUCUGGAUCUUGACUAGUCAAGCUUUAGCUUUCACUUAACUGGGACCACAUGUUCAUCACCCCUCUGGUGCAAAUUAGAAAGUUCAUGUUAAUUUAAAUUAACUUUAAUGUCUGCCUGGGUUGUUUCCAGGCUGUGAACCAGUGAGUGCCUUGUUAAUGUAGAAUGAUUUUCCCUGUUGCACGUUAGCUCUUUCUGAAAGGGUCUCAGAGACUGGGUUUGGAGUGACUUGUGGAGUGCUGCUGAGUUGGCAACACAGUAUUAGGAAGUCUUUGGUCUGCCAUGUCCCACUCUUCCUGCUUCCUCUUCAUUGGCUGAUGUCGGCCUCUUGUGAGAAAACUAAUAUAGCCCCCUCCACACUUUUUUUUUUUUCCCAUUCCAGAUUAAGGAGUAACCCUAUCCCGCCCCAACUAUAUGAUCCAAUGCCUGUUUUUAGGAAGAACCACUUCUUUGUAAUACUAAAAAUCUACCACUUCCUUUAUGUCUUCUCAGUAUCGGUUUACUGGAGUGAACCUCAGGGUGUCAUCAGUUCAGAACCCUAAAUAACCCUUUAUCUCCAUACCCCAAACCCCCAACUGGUGAUCCCUGGGCCAGAUUGUUUGAUAUUCAGGUGUCUUAAAUUUUAGUUUAUAAUAUCAAUUAAUGUAAAUCCAAAUGCUAAUUUUUGUGGUGCAAGAAGUUCCUUUUGUAAAUUCAGGGUAUGGAUAAGCUAAUAAUGAUAUCCAGUUUUGGUGGCUCUAAGUGUAUUAUUUGUUUUUAAAUAAAGUGUACAAAAUAGUUAA